AGCACUUUCUGUUCGGAGCAGAGACCUUCAGAUGAGAGUCAUCCCUCCUGGUCCUCUGUUUGGGUGAAGGAGCCCAGAUUUAUGAAGAUGCUGUCCUGAAAUUAUUUCAUUUUCAAAAGGUGCAGUAGAAGCAACAUCUACAGGUGGAUACAGCUUGGAAGGUUCCUUGAAUCCAUACCAGGAAAGAUGCAGACUCAUAACACCCUAGAAGAAGAAAGAGAUCUACUAAAUCCGUCACCAAAGAGGGCCAAGAUGGAAGAUGUAAUGGAUAGAAGAGCAGAAACAGAGGAAACAGAGAGGGGAGAAGAAAUUGAUGGAGGGGCAGAAACAGAGGAAACAGAGAGGGGAGAAGAAAUGGAUGGAGGGGCAGAAACAGAAAAAGUGAGGGGAGAAGAAAUGGAUAGAAGGGCAGAGACAGAGGAAAAAGUGAGGGAAGAACCUGAGGAGAAGUCAGACACAGAUGAUGAUGAUUAUGAUGAGGAUUACCAGGUUUCCUCUGAAUCAUCAGACUCCUCUGAGAGCGGUGAAGACUUUGAAGAGACAGAGAACACCGCUGGCUGGACGACCAAGAGUGGGCUUUGCUGGUCCCCAACUCAAGAGAAUAUGCUCCCAUAUGUCCCCGUGCCCACUGGUCUGAGACCAGGGCCUACUAAACAUGCCACCUCUCGCAUUGAAACCAUUAAGUCCAGUUUUGACCUGUUUCUGACAGAGGAUAUCCUGCAGCUCAUUUUGAAAACAACAAACAAGAACGGGAGACAGCACACCAAAGACUGGAAGGACCUUGAUGUCACAGACCUCCAAGCAAACAUCGGCUUGCUCAUCCUCAUCGGUGUAUUCUGCUGCCGUAACGAACCAUUGAUUAGCCUGUGGGAUCACCAAAGCGGAAGGACAAUGUUCAGAGCCACAAUGAAUAAUGGGAAAUUCAGUCUCAUCAGGUCAGUCCUCAGAUUUGAGGGCAAGCCAACCACUUGAAAGAGGCUGGCUCCUGACAAGGCGGACCAAGGGAAGCAAGUGGUCCUAGAGAUGACCAGGGGGCUUAAAGGCCACACUGUCACCUGUGGUAACUUUUUCACAUCACAUGGCUUGUCUCAGGAGCUGCUGCGAAGUAAAAUUGCCCUGGUUGGGGCCAUGCGCAACAGCAAGCCGGAGCUACCCCCCAAACUGCUUCGAGCAAAGGAGCGGGAGGUCUUCUCCUCCUUGUUCGGCUUUGACAAGACCCACACUGUGGUCUCUUACAUCCCAAAGCGGGGGAAAAAUGUGAUCCUGCUCAGCUCUAAACACAGAGGCAAAGAGGUCAAAGAUGGGAAGAAGAAAAAGCCGGUGGUGGUCACGGACUAUAACAGCUGUAAGGGGGCUGUUCACAGCCUUGAUAAGGCUGUCAGCAAAUACAGCUGUAGAUUGAAGUCCAGGAAGUGGCCCUGUGUGAUUUUUUGCCACAUCAUUGAUGUCUCUGCAAACAACGCAUUUGUGCUGUGGAAUUCAGUGGAUUUUUCACUGCAACAAAAAAAGUCUCUCAGGAGGAGGUUUUUCCUUGAAGAGUUGGGGAAAUCCCUUGUGACCCCUCUCAUGGCCAAGAGACCAACCAGCCCCCGUGAGCCAGCCGCUGCCUCCAUGGUGGAGUCUAUUCAGCAACUAGUAGAGACAGAGGAAGACUUACCACAGGACAAAACCAGCAAGACAAGAAGGAUGCAGUGCAUGUUUUGCCAGAAGAGAAAAAGAGUGUGGAACACCUGUUGUAAAUGUGGGGGGUGCAGUAGAAGCAACAUCUUCAAGUGGAUACAGCUUGGAAGGUUCUUGAAUCCAUACCAGGAAAGAUGGAGACUCAUUGCACCCUAGAAGAAGAAAGAGAUCUACUAAAUCCGUCACCAAAGAGGGCCAAGAUGGAAGAUGUAAUGGAUAGAAGAGCAGAAACAGAGGAAACAGAGAGGGGAGAAGAAAUGGAUAGAAGGGCAGUGACAGAGGAAACAGAGAGGGGAGAAGAAAUGGAUGGAAGAGCAGAAACAGAGGAAACAGAGAGGGGAGAAGAAAUGGAUAGAAGGGCAGUGACAGAGGAAACAGAGAGGGGAGAAGAAAUGGAUGGAAGAGCAGAAACAGAGGAAAAAGUGAGGGAAGAACCUGAGGAGAAGUCAGACACAGAUGAUGAUGAUUAUGAUGAGGAUUACCAGGUUUCCUCUGAAUCAUCAGACUCCUCUGAGAGCUGUGAAGACAUUGAAGAGACAGAGAACACCGCUGGCUGGACGACCAAGAGUGGGCUUUGCUGGUCCCCAACUCAAGAGAAUAUGCUCCCAUAUGUCCCCGUGCCCACUGGUCUGAGACCAGGGCCUACUAAAUACGCCACCUCUCGCAUUGAAACCAUUAAGUCCAGUUUUGACCUGUUUCUGACAGAGGAUAUCCUGCAGCUCAUUUUGAAAACAACAAACAAGAACGGGAGACAGCACACCAAAGACUGGAAGGACCUUGAUCUCACAGACCUCCAAGCAUACAUCGGCUUGCUCAUCCUCAUCGGUGUAUUCUGCUGCCGUAACGAACCAUUGAUUAGCCUGUGGGAUCACCAAAGCGGAAGGACAAUGUUCAGAGCCACAAUGAAUUUCAAGAAAUUCGGUCUCAUCAGGUCAGUCCUCGGAUUUGAGGGCAAGCCAACCACUUCAAAGAGGCCGGCUCCUAUUUGGGUGUUGUGGGAAAAAUGGACCGAUCGCCUCCCCAUGCUUUUCAACCCAGGCCGAGACAUCUGUGUAGGUGAGCAACUUGUGCCAUUCAGAGGCAACUGCAAGUUUCUGACAUACAUGCCAAAUAAUGAAAAAAAAUAUGGUCUUAAAGUUUGGGUCACCUGCGACGUUGAAACGUCAUAUGCCUGGAGGAUGCAGGUUUACACAGGCAGAAAGGCUGGAGGGCCUGACAAGGCGGACCAAGGGAAGCAAGUGGUCCUAGAGAUGACCAGGGGGCUUAAAGGCCACACUGUCACCUGUGGUAACUUUUUCACAUCACAUGGCUUGUCUCAGGAGCUGCUGCGAAGUAAAAUUGCCCUGGUUGGGGCCAUGCGCAACAGCAAGCCGGAGCUACCCCCAAAACUGCUUCGGGCAAAGGAGCGGGAGGUCUUCUCCUCCUUGUUCGGCUUUGACAAGACCCACACUGUGGUCUCUUACAUCCCAAAGCGGGGGAAAAAUGUGAUCCUGCUCAGCUCUAAACACAGAGGCAAAGAGGUCAAAGAUGGGAAGAAGAAAAAGCCGGUGGUGGUCACGGACUAUAACAGCUGUAAGGGGGCUGUUCACAGCCUUGAUAAGGCUGUCAGCAAAUACAGCUGCAGAAGGAAGACCAUUAAGUGGUCCUGUGCGAUUUUUUACCACAUCAUUGAUGUCUCUGCAAACAACGCAUUUGUGCUGUGGAAUUCAGUGGAUUCUUCGCUGCAACAAAAAAAGUCUCUCAGGAGGAGGUUUUUCCUUGAAGAGUUGGGGAAAUCCCUUGUGACCCCUCUCAUGGCCAAGAGACCAACCCGCCCCCGUGAGCCAGCCGCUGCCUCCAUGGUGGAGUCUAUUCAGCAACUAGUAGAGACAGAGGAAGACUUACCACCGGCCAAACCUGCAGGCAACACAUGCAGGAAGCAGUGCAUGUUUUGCAAGAACAGAAAAAGAGUGUGGAACACCUGUUGUACAUGUGGGGGGCAUGUAUGCAAGGGUCACAUGAACGUUAUUUGCAAGAAAUGCUUCCCCUGAAUACCCACACAAACACUCAUACACACACAAACAUACAGACACACACACACACACACUCUCUCUCACUUUUUUGUAUUUACUUUUGAGCUCUCUUAGUUUUGUUGAGAAAACUGAACAUUUUGAACUCUGUUAAAUAAAAAAUGUUCAUUUCAAA
Molecule: messenger RNA, 3864 nt
Organism: Notolabrus celidotus (New Zealand spotty)
Lineage: Eukaryota; Metazoa; Chordata; Actinopteri; Labriformes; Labridae
Product: piggyBac transposable element-derived protein 4-like
Exons: 6
Coding region: 1815-3710 (631 amino acids)
Source: RefSeq, a predicted model, not a curated record